Molecule: messenger RNA, 507 nt
Organism: Osmia lignaria (orchard mason bee)
Lineage: Eukaryota; Metazoa; Arthropoda; Insecta; Hymenoptera; Megachilidae
Source: RefSeq, a predicted model, not a curated record
UAAUGUAGAUAUGCAGCUAUGGUGCAAGAGAAAUUUAAAGUAAUCAUCGGUGUCCAAUUGGUAUCCAGUACUCUAGUAGUGUGUUUUAUCAUGUAUAAAUUAACAAACACACCAAUGAGCUCGAAAUACCUGCAAUUCGUUCUCUACAUGGCUUGCAUGAUGUCACAGAUAUUUUUUUACUGCUGGUAUGGAAACGAACUCAAAUUAAAGAGUGUCGAGAUGGUGGAUGCAAUUUCUGAAAUGGAUUGGAUAUUACUCGACAAGAAUAAUAAGAAGAACUUGAUAAAUAUAAUAAGGAGAGCACUGAAUCCAAUUGAAAUAUCCAGCGCAUACAUGUACACGAUUGAUUUGGACACCUUCGUGAGCAUACUGAAAAUGUCUUAUUCGGUGUACAAUUUACUUCAAAGGACGAAAGAAUCAUAGAGUAAAUAAUUAUAUAGUUGUAUAUAGGAUAUGAUAUUUUAAUAUUAAAUUGUAUCUUCUAAUGUUCUAUUCACAGAUGUUUCU